Molecule: messenger RNA, 6425 nt
Organism: Fukomys damarensis (Damara mole-rat)
Lineage: Eukaryota; Metazoa; Chordata; Mammalia; Rodentia; Bathyergidae
Gene: Ptpn21
Product: protein tyrosine phosphatase non-receptor type 21
Exons: 19
Coding region: 237-3650 (1137 amino acids)
Biological process (GO): protein dephosphorylation
Cellular component (GO): cytoskeleton
Molecular function (GO): protein tyrosine phosphatase activity
Source: RefSeq, a predicted model, not a curated record
AGAGUGACCAUCAUUCCUGUAACUAUUGUUCCUCUUUUCUCAGCGCUGGGGUGGACGCUCCCUUCUCUCCACCUUUCGAGACGCACUUGGCCUUUUGAUGGAGUCAGCAGCUGCUGGGUGAGAAGCCAGAGACUGGAAAGCGUUCCUCCCUUCAGGAGAGAGGAGUCACCGCGGACAUCCCUUCUGGAUUGGCAGGGGUGCUUUUCCUCCUUUAGCCGUCCACUCGAAGAAAGAAGAUGCCACUGCCAUUUGGAUUGAAAUUGAAACGCACCCGGCGCUACACGGUAUCCAGCAAGAGUUGCCUGGUUGCUCGGAUCCAGCUGCUCAACAAUGAGUUCGUGGAAUUCACACUGUCUGUGGAGAGCACUGGUCAGGAGAGCCUCGAGGCUGUGGCCCAAAGGCUAGAGCUGCGGGAGGUCACUUACUUCAGCCUCUGGUACUACAACAAGCAAAACCAGCGCCGCUGGGUAGAUUUAGAAAAACCUCUCAAGAAGCAGCUGGAUAAACACGCGCUGGAACCUACCAUCUAUUUUGGAGUGGUGUUUUAUGUGCCUUCAGUGUCACAGCUGCAGCAGGAGAUUACCAGGUAUCAGUAUUAUCUGCAGCUGAAGAAAGAUAUCUUGGAAGGAAACAUUCCUUGUACUUUAGAACAAGCAAUUCAGCUAGCAGGCUUAGCUGUUCAAGCUGAUUUCGGGGACUUUGAUCAGUAUGAAUCCCAGGACUUUCUUCAGAAAUUUGCCUUAUUUCCUGUGGGGUGGCUGCAAGAUGAAAAAGUGUUGGAAGAAGCAACCCAAAAGGUGGCCUUGCUACAUCAAAAAUACAGAGGGCUCACAGCUCCUGAUGCUGAAACGCUGUACAUGCAGGAGGUAGAAAGAAUGGACGGUUAUGGAGAAGAGAGCUACCCUGCAAAGGACAGCCAAGGAAGCGACAUAUCCAUUGGAGCAUGUCUCGAGGGUAUCUUUGUGAAACACAAGAAUGGAAGGCCUCCUGUGAUAUUUAGGUGGCACGAUAUUGCUAACAUGUCCCACAACAAGUCCUUUUUUGCAUUAGAGCUGGCUAACAAAGAGGAGACCAUCCAGUUUCAAACUGAAGACAUGGAAACAGCAAAGUAUGUUUGGAGACUCUGUGUUGCACGACACAAAUUUUACAGAUUGAACCAGUGUAACCUGCAAACUCAGACUGUCACAGUGAACCCAAUCAGGAGGAGGUCAUCCUCGAGGAUGUCUCUGCCUAAACCCCAGCCCUAUGUGAUGCCUCCCCCACCCCAGCUGCAUUAUAAUGGACACUAUACAGAGCCAUAUGCUUCUUCCCAAGAUAACAUCUUUGUGCCCAACCACAACGGAUAUUAUUGUCACUCCCAGACAAGCUUGGACAGAGCCCAGAUGGACGUCAGUGGUCGAAUCCGCAAUGGCAGCGUCUACAGCGCACACAGCACCAACUCCCUGAACAACCCUCAGACCUACCUGCAGCCCUCCCCCAUGUCCUCCAACCCGAGCAUAACCGGAAGUGACGUCACGAGACCCGACUACAUCCCAUCGCAGCGUCACAGCGCCCUGAUACCUCCUUCUUACCGCCCCACCCCAGACUACGAGACUGUGAUGAAGCAGCUCAACAGGGGCAUGGCGCACGCGGAGAGGCAGAGCCACUCGCUGAGAAACCUCAACAUUGGCAACUCCUACGCAUACAGCAGGCCCGACGCCCUGGUCUACAGCCAGCCUGAGAUCCGGGAGCACGCGCACUUCGCCUCCCCGCAGUCUGCUCACUACGCGUUCAAUCUGAACUGCAGUUUCCACGGCCAGUCGCCCUACCCCUACCCUGCAGAGAGGCGGCCGGUGGUGGGCGCAGUGAGCGUGCCCGAGCUGACCAACGUGCAGCUCCAGGCCCAGGAUUACCCGGCUCCCAACAUCAUGCGCACCCAGGUGUACCGCCCGCCGCCGCCGUACCCCUACCCGAGGCCGGCCAACAGCACCCCGGACCUGUCCCGUCACCUGUACAUCAGCAGCAGCAACCCCGACCUGAUCACGCGGCGCGUGCACCACUCGGUGCAGACCUUCCAGGAGGACAGCCUGCCGGUGGCUCACUCGCUGCAGGAGGUCAGCGAGCCCCUCACUGCGGCGCGCCACGCCCAGCUGCAGAAGCGCAACAGCAUCGAGCUGGCUGGGCUCACGCACCCUGACUGUGGCGGGAGGUACAACCAUAAGAAAUCUCUUUCGAACGCGACCAUGCUGAUCCACAGCAGCGAGGAGGAGGAGGAGGAAGAGGAGUUCGAAGAGGACCCCAAAGCACCAGCCGCGCUCGCUACCCGACCCGAGCCCCGGCCGCUGGCCACCUACGCCCCAGAGCUGCCACGGAGCCACCUCUGUGCCAUGGCCUCGGGCCCCGGACCUUUGCAUAUUCUCGAGCCCAAGGCCCACAUCCCCGAGGCAGAGAAGAGGGCGAGGGACGUGAGCCCUGUCCUCAUGUUUGUGGGAGCACAGCGUCCCCGAAGAGAAGGGCUGCUGACACUCUCCAUGUCCGAGUCCGACCUCACCACAUCGGGGCGAUACCGGGCCAGGAGGAACUCUUUGAAGAAAAGGCCGGUGUCAGAUCUGCUCUCCGGAAAGAAGAACAUCGUGGAAGGACUCCCGCCUCUGGGGGGAAUGAAAAAGACGCGAGUGGAUGCCAAAAAAGUUGGUCCUCUUAAGUUGGCCGCUCUCAAUGGACUCUCCCUGUCUCGACUGCCUCUGCCGGAUGAAGGAAAGGAAGUGUCCAGCAGAGCGACGAAUGAUGAAAGGUGUAAAAUGCUGGAACAGCGGUUAGAACAGGGAAUGGUAUUCACAGAAUAUGAAAGAAUUCCUAAAAAACGGCUAGUUGAUGGGGUAUGCUCAACAGCCCGACUCCCUGAAAAUGCAGAAAGAAAUAGAUUCCAAGACGUCCUUCCCUAUGACGAUGUGAGAGUGGAGUUGGUUCCUACGAAGGAAAACAAUACUGGUUAUAUCAACGCCUCACAUAUUAAGGUCUCUGUCGGUGGAAUUGAAUGGGAUUAUAUUGCCACACAGGGACCGUUACAAAAUACCUGUCGGGAUUUCUGGCAGAUGGUGUGGGAACAGGGAAUUGCGAUCAUAGCCAUGGUGACAGCAGAAGAGGAGGGUGGAAGGGAGAAGAGCUUUAGGUAUUGGCCACGACUUGGUUCCAGGCACAACACCGUCACCUAUGGGAGGUUUAAGAUCACAACCCGGUUCCGCACGGACUCUGGCUGCUAUGCCACCACAGGCUUGAAGAUGAAGCAUCUUCUCACGGGGCAGGAGAGGACAGUUUGGCAUCUGCAGUACACAGACUGGCCUGAGCAUGGCUGUCCUGAAGACCUCAAGGGAUUUUUAUCAUACCUUGAAGAGAUCCAGUCUGUUCGACGCCAUACUAAUAGUACAAGUGAACCCAAAAGCCUCAACCCUCCACUGUUGGUCCACUGCAGCGCUGGGGUAGGAAGAACUGGCGUCGUCAUUCUGUCAGAGAUCAUGAUUGCCUGUCUGGAACAUAAUGAGAUGCUGGACAUCCCGAGAGUGCUGGACAUGCUCAGGCAACAGAGAAUGAUGCUGGUACAGACGCUCUGCCAGUACACGUUUGUGUACAAAGUGCUCAUUCAGUUCCUGAAAAGCUCCAGGCUCAUCUGAGCUGUCACACCUUCUUACGGGGACCCAAUCAUACAAAGCAUUAACAGCUUAAAAAAAAAAAAAAGUGCUUGCUUAACUCAUACUUUCUCCUUGAAAGAUCAUACUUGAUCACACUAGAAAUCCAUCAGGACAGGGAUGGUGCAGUAUGAGUAGCGGUGCACUAGAGGAAAUAUGCAAAGCACAAGGCUGAAGAGGGGAUCUGGGACCUGGGACAGGUGCUGAAGGAGGAGGACUCGGUUUCCAGGCCAUUGUCCUGCUUGGGUCUGUCUCAUUUGCAGCGCUUGCACACAUUUUGGAGAUUGUGUUUUCUAGACAAUUCUGUAUUACUGAAGCUAUGCUGGACACUUCUGGCGAUCAUUAAGACUUACAGAUUUCUAUCUUAAGCUAGUUUUUGAUGAUGGAAUUUUAUGUUAUGACUGAAAUAGGGGUUUUCUUAGUGACAAACUGAACUUUCUAUGGGGGUGAUCCACAGACUGAGUGGUUUGUGUGUAUAACAUGUUUAAAACCAUGUUAUUAUCUUUUGUUAUUUUUUUUAAACCGUGGGUACUUACUGGUUUAGUUUUUAAGCUCAAACUAUAAAGAGAAUCUGAAAGUGUUAUUUUGAAACAUAGAAAGCAUUUUUAUAUUCAGAAAAUUUUUUAUCCUAAAAAGUCUAUAUAUUUGUACCUUCUGUAUUUUCCAAACAGGGCUCAACUUACGAAGAUACUGAAAUGAGUCAAUGUAAAUAAAAGUUGGGAAUGAAGGCACAUGGUUUAAAUGCAAGAAUAUCAGAUUCACUAUUUUUUCAGUAUUAUUCAUAGGCCUAAAUGAGUUUGAUUUUAUUAAAAAUGAAGUGAAAAACAAUUACAUAGGAUGGUGAUAAGCACUUUUUCUGUUAAAGACAAAAUCUGAGUUUUAGUAUAUGUUUUUGUUUUAUUUGAGACAAGAACCAUGGAAAUUGUUUCAGGCGUGUUUUGUAGAGGAGGAUGAAGAGUAUGUGGGAUGAUGAGGACGAGAGUAGGUGGCAUGCGAUGGUAAAGCAGGGGCCUUUGUCGUUACAGAAAUGCAGUAUUAUCGUUGCUCAGACUGAGAGGCAAGAAUGGAGAGGGGCUGAGAGUACGGGGCUCAUCCCAGGGCGUUCACGGCCUGCCACUGUUGAUUAUGGUUUCCCUGGGAUUCUUCCUCUGAAUCCUGCAUUAUUUUUCCCCCCACAAAUGGAGGUUUAUAUUAUCAUUCAAAGAAGCCUCCAAGAUGCUUCAUUUUAUUUUGAUUGAAACAAGGGAAUAGUAAAUAGCUUCAACUCUUCUCCCAAAUCCACAGCCCAAAUUUGUGGGGCCACCGGAAAUUGCUGUGGUAUUAGGCGGUGACUGAAGUUUACCUCCUUCAUCCUCUGGCUUCUGCCCUGGGAUCAGUUUUAAGUAGUUCUACUCCUCUCCCCCAUCCCACUGAGGCACAGCUGAUGAGACAGUAGACUGAGGUGAACGGGAGAGUGUGGUUGUCUUUGGCCAGGCUCAGGUGGCCUCAUUCACACCUCUGUUGAGUCGGCAAGCGGGGACUGGCACAGGUAGCUCAGGAGCCAUCUCCCUCUACUCAGUUCUGAGGCUGAUUCCCCACAACGGAGAGCUUCUACAGUGUCGAUUCUAGGGUUAUUUCCCCAAAUUACAAUAUUCUAAAUAUUUUUCUCAUUCCCAUUUCCUUCCUAAAGCAGUGAAACUCACUGUUGUAACAGCUAAAUACAUGUAUGUCCUCAGCCAUGAGAUGGGAUUUCCUGCGUGUAGGUUGGGCCAGCCUAGCUCCCCCCAGAAACCAGCCACUUUGGGGGAAAAUUCAGGUAAUUCUAAUGAAAGGCAGUACUAAAAGUGGACAUACGUCUCACUUGAGAACAAGAUACCAAUUUUAAAACUUUUGGUGAAAGAGUAAUAGACUCAGGUGAAAAUAUUCUGAAAAAGUCCCCAGAAGAAAUGGAGUAAGAGGUUUGUAAAAUACGAAUAUUUUUCAUCUCCACAUCAUUUAAAGGACAGGAUUUUUUCUGAAGCUUUUUGUUUUCCAACAGUACAUUUUUGGAAAAUGCCUAUCAGGAUUGCUUCUCGGCCUUUUGGCUAAGAUCAAGUGUAAAAAUGCCUAUCAGGGUUACAUUUUGAAGUGACCAUUUACAAGCAGACAUCUAAUUAAAGAGUAAUAUAUGGUGUAUUUGUGUUCCUGUUGUGAUAAUUUGAUAAGUAAAUUGUUAAGAGGGCAAAAUUAUACUGUUUAAAUCUGUGGCUCUUAAAAUGUCACAUUUGACAUCACUUCUAAGUAUCAUGUAAUUUUAGACUUCUAACUGCAGUUAGUGAAUAAGAAAGAAUUUCUAAGUAAAAAUAAAUCUACACUAUUGGACUUUGAAAUAAUGUGAUUUGCAAGAGCAAAUUAUGUAAAACGUUGAUUGAGGUCCCAUAGGUUUACUGUCUGAAUUGAGGACGUUUCUACAUGCCAGCCUUAUACAAUGCUUUCUUAGCAUCUUUAGUUCCUUAAUAUUAAUUUCAUAUCAGAAUUACCAAAGUGUACACUUCCAUAAUGAUUAGGUUACAAACCAGUGUUUCUGCUGGUCAACUCUGGUGUCUCUUGUAUCAGUUUUUCUGAUUAGUGGGAUCCUUUCUUGAAAUUUUUUAGUUGACAGUUUUGGGCAUAGAAAAUGAUCAUUUGAAAACACGAUCUGGGGUGUUAAUUAUAGUCAUUAUUAAUUUUCUUCUGGAACAUCUACUGUGACAUAUUCAGGAAGCUGUAGAAUUUAGUGUUUAAAAAAAUCUCUUGGCAGGA